Molecule: messenger RNA, 2601 nt
Organism: Mesorhabditis belari
Lineage: Eukaryota; Metazoa; Nematoda; Chromadorea; Rhabditida; Rhabditidae
Source: the annotation of a GenBank genome assembly
AUGAUGAGCGGAAUCGAGUAUUUGGAUGAUAGAGUGAUCAGUAGUGACAGCGAUGAUGAGAGAGGAAUUCGAGGAGAAGAAGGAGAAUUCUUCGAAUCACUUCCACCAUCACCGCCGAUGGCCCGUUUAAAGAGUCUUCAUCAUCAUUUGAGAUAUGGUCGAGAUUGUGAAGAAGACGAUUUACUAUCGAGUUCUGAAGAUGAAGAGAGCUAUGAUAAGGAAAAUCAACUCACGCAUCGCAUUGCCACCAGAAAACAGCUCUAUCAGAAAGCACAACCUCGAUGCAAACCGUUUUCCCAUCGUUUCUCUCGAAGCCAAAGUGCUUCUUCGCUGAAAUUGGACAUGGACUACUCUUCAUCGAUCACUGGAUCUUUUGGGGAUAUGACUGGAGAAAUCACAAAUACAUCACAGGACACAAGCUCUUUACCCGACACGGACAGUCUUUCCGAACAAUAUGCACCGAUUCGACGACAGCGAUUGGCCCCACCAUUGCACUCAUUUCAUCCAUCGAGAAUCUCACCUCCAACAUCAAGGCUGAUGGCUGGCCCACGAUUGAGCAGUAUUGAGGAACUUCCUUCACCUCACAAUAUUUACCCGGAUAUCAAUGGCGAUGAAGGACUGCCAUCUCCAAUGCCUCGCUUCAAAAGUGCUCCCAAAAUGCCAAGAAGUUUCCGUCCACUCUUCACCUCGACAACCACAUCAUUUCAACCAAUGGCUCCACCAUUGCCGCCAAAACCAAUGCUGCCAAAGACUAAUCCAAAUUUCACUCCUCGUGCUCAUCACAACUAUCAAUUCCAAUCUUCUACCCCGAAACAAUCGAAAACGAGACGUGUACCUAGAAUUGGCAAAUAUUCCGAUGUCUUGUUUCGUUCAGAGAACUCGUUUUUAAUUGAUCCGGUACCUUGCGAUUUCCCUGUUCAACCGUUGCCAAUCGAGAAAAUCUACGAUCCAACUGAUUUUGGCUAUCCAUCGACUAUGUUAGCGAAAAAUGCAAAGAUCAAUGGAAUCCUGUUCUUGAAGAUGACAAUCACGGGAAAUAUCCUAAAGGUGCGGAUUCAAAACGCGCAUUUCUUCUUCGAUCCACCGUUGUUUAUUUCAUCGUUUGUUAGGCUAGAACUCGUGUCCUCGUCGAGAGCCGAAAGUGGUCGAAAACGUUCGGUGAAUCAGCGAAGAGCCGAUUCAUCGGUGAGAACGCAUCGAGUGCUUGCCUCCAGGAAUCCACGUUAUGAUCAAAAAUUUGCCUUUGAGCUCCGAGAGAUCCGCCACAGUCGCUUGCACAUCACUGUCUACAUCACGAAUAUCGAUCGAAAUCACAAAGAUUUCUAUGGAGGAAUGACAUUUCCAAUCAAGAAACUCUUCGAGAAAGCGGCUGAUCGGAACGGUGGACGAAUUCCUGGACCAAGAAACAGGAUUGACAUCAACAAUGGUGGUUUUUACAUGUUCUCCGAUGAAAAGGCUCGACGCACGAAUUGGCCACAGGAAAAUAUUCGCACCCAUAAAGAAUACGGAGCGGACGUGAUCGAUGGACCGUUUUUAUCGAUGAGACAUCAGGGAAUGCUUUCGGAUGAUUGGCGCUCGUCAUCGGCUGGCGGUUCAUCGUGGGUGCCUAGCUUUGAAAGUGGUCCAACAACAUCUUUCCCAUCAUCGUAUCCAGGAGACAAUCGAGCAAUGUCCUCAUCAGGAUCUUCUCAUCUUGGAAUCGAUCAACUUGUCAGCUAUGAUUACACAAGUGCAUCAAGCAGUGUUUCUGGAGUGUCUGGACACGAUUUCAAAGCUGGCCUCUGCGCGAAAUUCCCCAACUACAGUGUUCCGUCGUUCACAUUCAGUGAUGUCACCUCAGAGACGGACAGCAAUCUCACCGGAGCCGAUGGUGAUCAAAACGGUGCCCAAGUGAACUUUGGUCGACUUCACGCUCCACCCGACACCUUACCACCGCAACCACCGAAUAAUAACAAUAAUAAGGACAAGCAAAAGAGUGGUGGCUUGAAUAGUGCAAUUCGUCGAGCACAAUCGUUCACCUUUUCACCGAAACAAAGCGUCGAGAAGAAUAAUCAAAGAUUGCCGAAUUUGAGGGAUGAAGACAACAAGAAGGAGAAGAAAUUUUUCGGUCCUCUUCAAAAGACGGUUUCUUAUUUACGGAAUAAGCUUGAUGGAGCGAUGAGCACUGGGCAACUUUAUCCAUCGAGAGAAGAAGUCCGACAAUGGGAAACUGAUUUUGAGGCUUUGAUCACACACAAAUUUGGAUGUGCCUUGUUUCGAGAUUAUUUGAAGAAAGAGCUUAGCGAUGAAAAUAUCGAUUUCUGGGUUGAAUGUGAAGAGUUUAAACGAAUGAAAGAAGGGAAAAAGGAGACGCAAAAGAAAGCACAAGAGAUCUUCAAUACCUAUGUGAAAGAUCAAGCACCAAGAGAGGUGAAUCUCGAUUCAGCGACGAAAGCAGCAACAAAAGCGGCAUUUGAGGGUGGUUGUGGACCGGAUGCCUUCUCAUUGGCUCAAUCAAGAAUACAACAGUUGAUGGAAAAAGACUCGUAUAGGAGAUUCCUCAAGGACAUCAUGUUCACCGAUUUGCUCAAUGGCGCUAUCGAGAACGGGUCUUCGGAUAAA